UGACCUUUAAAGAUGGCGGCCUCCAUGGGAAAGAAAGUUUGUUUUCGUUUUACAUGUGACUUUUAUAGUUCCUAGCAAGUGAAUAUGCUUCCAAGACGUACCAUCACCAUGUUAAAUCGGCUAGCGUGUCUCAGACUAACAUCACGCCUACUCAAUGUUCCCUGGGCCGCGGUGCAGUCUGGACAGAAUGUUGAAUCUGUUCUCCCAGCUGUCUUCUCAAGAACCUUUCAUGAAGACUUCUUGGACAAGCGAAUUAAAGAUCGGAUUAAACGUAAUCCUUUUGAUGAGCCCAAUGCUGGAGAGCUGUCACAGGAUCUGGACAGAGAAUUGAAGCGGAGACAAGUGAGUAAGAAGAAGGCCAUCAUUGGGAGAAAAUAUGGUUUCAAACCAAAGGGAGCUCAGCCCCGCUUGCUGACGUGGGAUGCCAUAGAACACAUCUACUUCUUGCGAGCUGAAUAUCCAAAGGAAUGGCCGCUGCAGAGACUUGCAGAAGGCUUUGGAGUGGACGUUGAUAUGAUCAUACGAGUCUUGAAGAGUAAACACAGGCCAUUGUCGUCGGAGAAGAGAGCACUUCACGAUCAGCAAGCCCUGGCCAAUCGCAGACAACUCGGCCUACCAGCCCUCCCUCCCAUACAGCCUGAACAGAGGAUAAGGAAAGCUCUACCACAGCAGUUAAAAACAGUCCUGCCACAGACAAAUCUAAAGAUGCUGUCACCUGUCCAGAAGGAGAUGGUACACCAUCUUGGACAGAUGAAACAAAGACUGGAGCAGAGAUAUCAAAGGGCUAUUACAGCAGGGCCAGGGACUGAAGAAAGCAAUGUUGUUGAAAUUGAACUUCGAAAACAUGAACCACAACAUCUUGAAGAUGUAGUCAAGGGCACAUGGAAGCCACAACAAGGCAGCAAAAGUUCUCGGAGUGGACACAAUGUGCAGCCAGUAGCUGGCAGGGCAGACUCUGGUGGUGAUGAUGAUGGCUAUAUGGUGGAAGACAUUGAUUUGGACUUGAUACAAGAAAGAUUUGAAGAUAUUAUGGAAAAGUACCCAAAUGUGGAUGAUGAGGAAGUAGUGGAAAAAGAUGGCCAGUUCUUUACUAAAGAUGGAGAUUUUUUGUAUAAAGUGUAAAAGGUGUAUGAUAAUGGGCUUUGUCUCAAAGGCAUGUCAUCUUUAUUGCAUUAUAAUUUGAAUGAAUAGAAAUCAGUAGAAUCAUACCAUUGCUAUCGUUGUCUUACUAUGAGUAGUAGUCUAGAACUCACAUGAUAUGUAUCAUUAGGAGUUUUCUACCAAGGCCCAAAAUGUCUAAUGAAAAACAUGUUCAUGUACUGUGAUGUACGAGGGCAGUUCAGUGAAGGUUUUGCAUCAUUACAACAGUAUGGCCGAAACUGUGUUUGAAUUUUGAGUGACAUAAAAUGUCUAAGUACUGACUGUUGUAGCAUUCAACAGGAUUAUCACAUUUCCAGAAAGCCAUGUUACUGUACCUAACACUAAGCAAAACAAGUACAACACAAAGAGAAUUUUACAAGCAACUGGAAUUUACAUGCAAUGCAGACAUAGAUAAACAUAUCUUAGGCUAUGGUGCAGACUACAUUGCAGCAUACCUCUCAUGUAUUCAAAACACUAGACUGUAAGUACAGAUGUUUCAGAGGUGAGGAAGUUCCAGUCCUAUAGCUCUCCCAACAUGUAGCUCUUUACACUAUACAUGUAUGUAUGUCCUGGAAAGAUGCAUCAGUUCCUGUUGAUCAUUCCAUUCAAUGACAUUUGCAUUAUCCCCUGGCUUUAAUUCAUUUAUCUUAUUUACAAUUAUUUUUUGAGGAUUGGCCAAAAAGUAGUAAUGUACAUCUAGGCCCUCUCCUCACACAGACAAAGUAAAAUAACAUCUGCAAAAGCACUGGCUCUGUUAACAAUGACUAUAAAGUAGUGGUACAUGUACAAUGUAUCAUGAAAAGGUCAUCUGACAUCAUAAACAUUGAGCAGAGACAGUUUCCUCAGUAUUGGUGCACUUGAGGUUGCACAUCAAAUGUCCAUCUCUUUUAAGCAUGUAACCAGGUUGCCCAUUCCCAGAGCCUGUAGAUGUUUGCUGAGGGUAGCCUUGUCGUUGCGGCUGGGGUUCUUUCCCCGCCAACGCAUGAAGGCCUGGAAAGCCAGUUCAGCUGUGUCUCCUUCUUUGGCUUUGUCCUGCAUAGAUGGAUUCAACAUUUGUAGAGAAAUUCAUGUGUGGUUGCCUUUUGAUAAAGUAAAUUUCUUUAUUUCACAAACAUUGAUCAAUGGCAAUAAAAUUCGUACAUCC
Branchiostoma belcheri (Belcher's lancelet) is the source of this 2284-nucleotide messenger RNA. RefSeq names its product neugrin-like. NCBI's taxonomy places the organism in Eukaryota, Metazoa, Chordata, Leptocardii, Amphioxiformes, Branchiostomatidae. The coding region runs from base 85 to 1122 and encodes 345 amino acids. The transcript has 2 exons. The record is from RefSeq and is a predicted model, not a curated record. Gene Ontology annotation, cellular component: nucleus.